UCCCUCAGACACAGCAGAUCACCGAUCCAUGGAAAGAGCCGAAGAUGUCGGAUCGGUCAUGUGAUCAGCUGUGUCCAAUCACAGCUGAUCACAUAUCAUCAGAGCACUGAUGAUCAGGGUGCCCUGAUGAUCUGUGUAGCCCUGUCAGUGCCCAUCAGUGCCAGCUCUCAGUGCUCAUCCAUGCCACCUGCCAGUGCCCAUCAGUGUCACAUCAGUGCCACAUUUCAGUGCCCAUCAGUGCCACAUCAAUGCCACAUAUCAGUGCCCAUCUGAGCUGCCUUUCAGUGUCACCCAUCAGUGCCAGUCAGUGCCACCUAUCAAUGCCAGUCAGUGCCACCUAUCAGUGCUGCCAAUCAGUACCACCUAUCAAUGC
This is a messenger RNA of Staurois parvus, 373 nucleotides long. Lineage: Eukaryota; Metazoa; Chordata; Amphibia; Anura; Ranidae. The record is from the annotation of a GenBank genome assembly.